UUAGGACCUCAACGAGAUAGAGUAUGGAGUGCCCUGACAAACAACAGCCCCCCAGUUCCUCAGAAAAUGAUUUAGUGUCAUCGACUUCAACAUCCGAAGUAACAAGCCUCCAAGAUUUCCAAGCUCCUGUUGACCCCCGAGCUGGAACUGCUGACGACCUCAGCGCCCCAACAGCCCACGAUCAAAGCACCCAAACUCCUGCCGAUUGUGGCGCCCAAACUGAUGGCGCCCAAACAGAUGGCGCCACCGGCACCCAGGCUGCUGCCAAAACCCCUCUGGAAAACUUACCAGAAGAGAAAGAGAUGAGUAAAAGCCAGGAUGAACCUCCUCACGAACUUGAGAACCAGUUUAUACUGCGUCUGCCUCUGGAACAUGCUUCUACUGUCAGGAAGAUGGUACAUUCUGGAAGAGCCAUGAAGGAUAAACUAAAAAUUGACUUAUCUUCCGACGGACGUCAUGCAGUUGUUGAGGUGGAAAAUGUCCCACUAGCUGCUAAGCUGGUUGAUUUGCCUUGUGUUAUUGGAAGCCUGAAAACUCUGGAUAAAAAAACUUUUUACAAAACAGCAGAUAUUUCCCAGAUGCUUGUGUGCACUGCUGCUGGUGGUGUUCACGCUCCUCCUGAAGAACCAGUUACCUCUACUGAUGUUACAGCAAUCAGGAAAAAUGAAAAACAGAGACAGAAAAAAUAUAUCUGGAAGCAUGGCAUUACUCCACCACUUAAGAAUGUCAAAAAGAAAAGGUUCCGAAAAACAACAAAAAAGCACAUUGAUUUCAAACAAAUCGAAGAAAUCAGCUUUACUGAGGAAAAGGGCAUUCCUGCAAAACACAGGGUGUUAAAUGACAUUCCUGGUAUUCCCCCUUCCCCUCCUACUUUGGUUCAGUAUAUUGAAUCUCCCGAUGUGGAAAAGGAAGUGAAAAGAUUGCUGUGUUCAGAUGCUGAAGCCGUCAGUGCCCGAUGGGAGGUCAUUGCUGAAGGUGAAACCAAAGAAAUAGAGAGUCAAGGCUCCAUUCCAAGCUUUGGGAUAGCCUCAGGAAUGAGUGGCUAUAAGCAGGGUCCUAUCUCACCAGAAUAUAAUGUGCUUCGGGAAGUGUUCAGUGAGUCUAGCAGUAACAGUGAUAAUGAUGAGGAUGAGGAUGAGGAUGAUGAAGAGGAGGAGGAUGACUAUGAUGAUGUGGAUGAUGAGGAGGAAGAAGAGGAAGAUUAUUUUGAAGAGGAUCCAGAAAGGGAGCUACAGGCCAAGUUCAUUGAAUCUGGCCAGUAUGAAGCAAAGGAAGGAACCAGUUCAGUGGUCAUGGAAAUUCAGAAGCGGACUCAUUACGUGGAGAAAAAGCUGCAACAGAUUCGGUGCAAAGCACAAAGACAAAAGGAUCUCAUCAAGAAAGUGGAAAACCUGACGCUCAAGAGUCAUUUUCAGUCUGUGCUGGAGCAGCUUAAAUUACAGGAAAAACAAAAAAGUGAGCAGCUUAUUUCUCUACGGGAACAACUAAACUAUUUUCUGGAGAAGUGAGGAGAGCCUUCAGCCUGGCGCAUAAAUCCUGGAUUCACCAUCCAGACUGAAGACAAGAUGAAAUUGUUUCUGCUGCUUCUCCUUUCAUUGCCUUAUAUUGAAUCAUUUGUAUUUGUUUCUCUGAACCUUUUUUGCUAGUUAUAUUGAAAGUUUGUAGCCAUGUAGAAAGGUACAGAAUAUAAAAAAGUAGUAGACCUAAAGACCCAACUCAUCUAUAGGACUUUGCUUCUCUUUAUCAAUUUGAGAAUUACUUAUAUUUCAUCUGUCCUGUGGUGCCAUCAAAUGAUUCAGCCUUGCUUACCAAAGUCAGACCUUCUAGCCUGAAGGCUAUAUAGCUAGUUUGCAUACAUUUUAGCUUUUUCUUCUUCUGUUUGUUUAAAAUAGUUCCUAAAAUGCAGAACAAAUCAAGCCAUUUCUACCAAGGGCUAGGACCUGCCACAGUGAAUUUAAGUGCCUACCUGGCAAUAGCCGAUACUAGAUUGUGUUCUGUCUCUGUUCAGGCAUUAGAGGCUGAUUUCCUGCUGCUGCUGUCUUUGUUCCAUUGUUGUGUUUUUAGGAUGGUGUCUAGCUGUUAUUUGGCAGCUCUGGGAAUAGUUAAAGCAGAGAUGAAAUUCUGAGCUCUUAUCCUUUUUCUGAGCCUCUUCAUUCUAACCUCAUCAGAAAAGGUUAGGAAAAAACAGAUACCUCUUAUGCCUGUGAAAACCUCCUUAAAAACCCUGGGCUGGUUGGGGUUUUUUUCAUCUGUAUUAAGAUUUUCUAGAUUGUAUUCUUUAAGCAAUAAAUAAAUUCCUUAUCUUAAGUGGA
This is a messenger RNA of Sus scrofa (pig), 2312 nucleotides long. RefSeq names its product TATA-box binding protein associated factor 7 like (gene TAF7L). Gene Ontology annotation, cellular component: transcription factor TFIID complex. NCBI's taxonomy places the organism in Eukaryota, Metazoa, Chordata, Mammalia, Artiodactyla, Suidae. Gene Ontology annotation, molecular function: RNA polymerase II general transcription initiation factor activity. Gene Ontology annotation, biological process: RNA polymerase II preinitiation complex assembly; transcription initiation at RNA polymerase II promoter. The record is from RefSeq and is a predicted model, not a curated record.